AGGAGUGGCUGGACAUUGUGGCGGAGGGGGGCUAGGGAACCCAGGACUCCGGGGCGGGGAGUAGGGUCUAGGGGCUACAGCAGGGGGAAUAGGGGACAGAGAGCCCGCACCGCCUGGGUUCUCUCUAGCUCUGCCCCUGACGCCUUCUCUGCGCUGAGGAAGCCGCUGCCGUACUCCGUGCCUCAGUUUCCCCCUCCGCGCGGUGGCCCGGCGGCGAGGCGAUUCGAACACGUGGAGCGCCGCGCUCUGCGGAGCCCGCUCCUCCGCCCUCCCCGGCGGGGCUGUGCCGCUUUAAGGGGCGGGGCCCGCUCGCGCGCUGAGGAAGUUUGGCCGCUCCUGGCCGCCGUCUCUCCCCUGGCGGCCCCGCCCGCCAUAUUGUCCCCGCCGCCGCCGCAGGCCGACCUACUGCAGCCGGAGCGGCGAUGGGGGGAAGGCGGGGCCCUAACCGAACGUCCUACUGCCGAAAUCCUCUUUGUGAAACUGGGGCUACUGGGGGUUCUGGACAUUCCACAAGUUCAUCGGUCACUGGUGUGCGCUCACGUACCAGGAGCGGUUCAGGUACAGGCCUCUCCAGCCCUCCUCUGGCAACCCAGACAGUGGUUCCCCUCCGGCACUGUAAGAUCCCAGAGCUGCCUGUGGAGAGGAGUGUCUUGUUUGAACUUCAGCUCUUCUUCUGCCAUCUCAUUGCUCUAUUUGUCCACUACAUCAAUAUCUACAAAACCGUGUGGUGGUACCCACCCUCCCACCCUCCGUCACACACAUCACUGAACUUUCAUCUCAUUGACUUCAACGUGCUGACAGUGACGACAAUCGUCUUAGCGCGCAGGCUGAUCGGUGCCAUCGUGAAGGAGGCUUCACAAAGCGGCAAAGUCUCCCUACCACGCUCCAUUUUCCUUGUGAUUACUCGGUUUGCAGUCCUCACUGGGACAGGCUGGAGCCUGUGCCGGUCAAUAAUUCACCUCUUCAGAACCUACUCGUUCCUCAAUCUCUUGUUCCUGUGUUACCCGUUCGGCAUGUACAUUCCUUUUCUCCAGCUGAACUGUGACUUUCGGAAGACGGCCCUCUUCUCCCAAGUGGCUAACAUUGGCCCCCGAGAGACAGGGGACGUGAACUCCAGGAGUAAAGACUAUCUAACAGUUUUAAAGGAGACCUGGAAGCAGCAUACCAGGCAAAUGUAUGGCAUGGAGGCCAUGCCCACCCAUGCGUGCUGCCUCUCUCCAGACCUGAUCCGCAAUGAGGUGGAGUAUUUGAAGAUGGACUUUAACUGGAGGAUGAAAGAGGUGCUGGUGAGCUCCAUGCUCAGUGCCUAUUAUGUGGCCUUUGUGCCUGUCUGGUUUGUGAAGAACACUCAGUACUAUGACAAACGGUGGUCGUGUGAGCUGUUCCUGCUGGUGUCCAUCAGUACGUCUGUGAUUCUGAUGCAGCAUCUCUUGCCUGCCCGCUACUGCGACCUCCUCCACAAAGCUGCAGCACACCUGGGCUGCUGGCAGAAGGUCGAUCCUGCCCUAUGCUCCAAUGUGCUACAGCAUCAGUGGACAGAAGAAUGCAUGUGGCCACAGGGGGUGCUGGUGAAACACAGCAAGAACGUGUACAAAGCUGUGGGCCAUUACAAUGUGGCUGUGCCAUCCGAUGUGUCUCACUUCCGCUUUCAUUUCUUUUUCAGCAAACCGCUGAGGAUCUUGAACAUUUUAAUUCUGCUGGAAGGAGCUGUCAUCUUCUACCAGCUCUACUCACUGAUCUCGUCAGAGAAGUGGCACCAGACCAUCUCGCUGGCUCUCAUCCUCUUCAGCAAUUAUUACGCCUUCUUUAAGCUGCUGCGUGACCGGCUGGUACUGGGAAAAGCUUACUCAUACUCUGCCAGCAGAGACUCAGAGCAGAAGUUCAAUUAAAUCGCACUGCUGCUCAGCUUGUAUUACAAAAAAAAACCUUAAAAAACAAACAAACAAACAAAAAAACCACAAACAACCUCAGAGCUUUGUAUUUUUGUUACCACUGCUUUUUUCUUUGAUAACUGAUGUAAUUAAAAGGAAAAAACAUAUUUUUGUACUCCCAA
Molecule: messenger RNA, 2053 nt
Organism: Chelonia mydas (Green sea turtle)
Lineage: Eukaryota; Metazoa; Chordata; Testudines; Cheloniidae
Gene: TMEM39B
Product: transmembrane protein 39B
Exons: 9
Coding region: 423-1889 (488 amino acids)
Cellular component (GO): membrane
Source: RefSeq, a predicted model, not a curated record